Messenger RNA from Amoebophrya sp. A25, 462 nucleotides. The record is from the annotation of a GenBank genome assembly. Lineage: Eukaryota; Dinophyceae; Syndiniales; Amoebophryaceae.
GCGCGAGGAGACCUUGUUGGGAAAGAACGCGACUCGCGACUUUUUCGCUUGUUUUAGAACUUCUAAGCUGCCGCUUCGAGAUUCCGAGAGCAAAGACCGGGGGCCCUCCGAAGUCAAUGGUGCGUCGGAGGAGCCGGAGCGUCAUCAGGGCGGACGCUGCAGUCCGAAGAUGAAUCUGAGGAAGCUUGCAAUUGCAAAGCGAGACCACGAGAAACAAACGCUAAUAGAGCAGCUGGCAAUGGAUUACCAGGGGAAGGCUAGCGCAGAGGGACUCUCGGCAAAGGCCUACAUCGAUAAGGAAGAAGUCGACGCCCUCAAUCCCAACAAAGUCCCCUUUGAUUUUGAACUUGCAAGGUUGUCCAUCAGAGGAAGACGAAACUACUUUCGUGCUGUUCGCCGGCUCUUCACAUGCGCAUGGCCAGACUAUAGCGAGGGUGUGAGCUGCCCAGCUGUACCUGCAGG